GCGCGGGCCUCCGUCCCUCCCCUCCCACCGCCUCCCUGCCCUUCUAGCCGCGCCUGGCUAAACUCGAUGGUUCGCUGCGCCGCGCCGGCCGCUCUAGCAACCCCUGGCUGUCACGCUUUGGUUUCCGGGUCGGUUCUGGCAGGUCUGAGCGCUCCGACUUCCAGAGGAGCGCUGUGCACGUGGAGAAGAGCGGGGACUCGGCGACCCUGCCCUCCCGACCCUCAUGUUCGAAGAGCCUGAGUGGGCCGAGGCGGCCCCAGUAGCCGCGGGCCUUGGGCCCGUAAUCUCACGACCUCCGCCUGCGGCCGCCUCGCAAAACAAGGGCUCCAAGCGCCGCCAGCUCUUGGCCACAUUACGGGCCCUAGAGGCAGCAUCUCUUUCCCAGCAUCCCCCCAGCCUAUGUAUAAGUGACUCUGAGGAGGAGGAGGAGGAAAGGAAGAAGAAAUGCCCCAAAAAGGCAUCAUUUGCCAGUGCCUCGGCUGAAGUAGGGAAGAAAGGGAAGAAGAAAUGUCAAAAACAGGGCCCACCUUGCAGUGACUCUGAGGAAGAAGUAGAAAGGAAGAAGAAAUGCCACAAACAGGCUCUUGUUGGCAGUGACUCUGCUGAAGAUGAGAAAAGAAAGAGGAAAUGCCAGAAACAUGCCCCUAUAAAUUCAGCCCAGCACCUGGACAAUGUUGACCAAACAGGUCCCAAAGCCUGGAAGGGUAGUACUACAAAUGAUCCACCAAAGCAAAGCCCUGGGUCCACUUCCCCUAAACCCCCUCAUACGUUAAGCCGCAAGCAGUGGCGGAACCGGCAAAAGAACAAGAGAAGAUGUAAGAACAAGUUUCAGCCACCUCAGGUGCCAGACCAGGCUCCAGCUGAGGCCCCCACAGAGAAGACAGAGGUGCCUCCUGUUCCCAGGACAGACAGCCAUGAGGCUCGGGCAGGGGCUUUGCGGGCCCGCAUGGCACAGCGGCUGGAUGGGGCCCGAUUUCGCUACCUCAAUGAACAGUUGUACUCAGGGCCCAGCAGUGCUGCACAGCGUCUCUUCCAGGAAGACCCUGAGGCUUUUCUUCUCUACCACCGCGGCUUCCAGAGCCAAGUGAAGAAGUGGCCACUGCAGCCAGUGGACCGCAUCGCCAGGGAUCUUCGCCAGCGGCCUGCAUCCCUAGUGGUGGCUGACUUCGGCUGUGGGGAUUGCCGCUUGGCUUCAAGUAUCCGGAACCCUGUGCAUUGCUUUGACUUGGCUUCUCUGGACCCUAGGGUCACUGUGUGUGACAUGGCCCAGGUUCCUCUGGAGGAUGAGUCUGUGGAUGUGGCUGUGUUUUGCCUUUCACUGAUGGGAACCAACAUCAGGGACUUCCUAGAGGAGGCAAAUAGAGUACUGAAGCCAGGGGGUCUCCUGAAAGUGGCUGAGGUCAGCAGCCGCUUUGAGGAUGUUCGAACCUUUCUGCGGGCUGUGACCAAGCUAGGCUUCAAGAUUGUCUCCAAGCUUUCCAGCUUUGAAAACCUGCAGCAUUCCCAUUGAAGCCAAGAACAAAAUAAGGAUGCCUACUGUAAUGGAUAAAGUUCAGCCUCGGACUGGACGUUCAACAGGUAAAAUAAAUCUACUCUGUAAUAGUAUAAGUUUGACUACAAUAAACUGUGGUUAAGAAGAAAAAUUGGCCGGGCGUGGUGGCUCAUGCCUGCCUGUAAUCCCAGCACUGUGGGAGGCCGAGGUGGGCGGAUCACAAGGUCAGGAGUUCAAGACCAGCUGACCAACACGGUGAAACCCCAUCUCUACUAAAAAUACAAAAAUUAGCUGAGCUCUGAUGGCACACACCUGUAAUCAGGAGGCUAAGGCAAGAGAAUUGCUUGACCCCAGGAGGUGGACAUUGCAGUGAGCCGAGAUCGCACCACUGUACUCCAGCCUGGGCGAUGGAGCAAGACUCAGUCUCAAAAAAAAAGAAAGAAAAAUUAUUGGAAGGAUAGCAAUGAGUAAUUCACAGAACUGUGAAGUCUGGAGGUGAGGCAUGAAACAGAUAGGAAUCAACAGAGGAUGAACCACUGCAAAAACUAAGGUAAUAUGUUAGAAUCAGUCUGGUAAGGAUGGCACUGCUGGCACCACUGCUAUUGGGCUUUUCUCUUGCUCUUGGUACAUAGAUUAAUGAGAAUUCUCAAUUAAUGAGAAUUGAGUUAAUCUUCCUCCUAAGUUCAUGACACUAUGUUAGGAUCAGUCCAUGAAAGCCCCCCUUCCUGUUCUUUUAUUUGUUCCCUUCAUUCCUGAUUUGCACUUCAGUUCCUCUUGGGUUCCCCCACAGUGCAUUCGUUAUAUGUCCCUAGACACAUAUGUGUCUUUGGCAAUAUAUAUGGUGGUUUUGGUGUAUGUAUGUUGUGGCAGAGACUUGCCAGCUGUUUCUAACACCCAUUUUCUUCCUGGGAAAUCAGCUGGAUUGUAUUUUCCAGCUUCCCUUAUAGUUAAGGGUGGCCAUGUGAUUGAGUCUAACCAGUUGGAUGGUAGUGAAACUAAUGUAUGUUAUUGCCAGACUUGGGUCCUUAAAUUUUCUUAUGCAUAGUCUCUCAUAUCAUAAUCAAAUUGCUGAGAGCCAAAGAUAAAACAUGGAAAAUAAUAGAAAGACACAUGUACAGAGAACAAGGAUAUGACUUAAAAGGCAAUGUCUCAUCAAAAACAAUGGAGGACAGAUGAUACUGGCAUGACAUAUUCAAAGUGCUUAAAAAGGAAAAAAUAUGUCAAACAAAAAUUCUAUAUCAAGCAGUUUUGUUGCCUGGACUCAACAUGAAAACAAGAUAAACACAUCUUGAAUGGGGCAGGAAGGAACAAAAACAAGAAAUUUAUUGCUAACAGACCUGCAUUACAAAAAAUUAGGUUCUUUGGGCUAAGGAAAAAUGGUACCAGAUGGUAACUCAGAUCCACAGAAAAAAAUAAAAAGCACCAGAAAUGGCAAAUAUGUGGACAAAUAUAAAAUCUCUCUAUUUUCUCUUCUUAUUUAUUUAAAAUACAUAGAACUAUUUAGAAAAAGUAUAACACUUAUGUAUUGGACUUAUAUAUUGAUUACAUAUACAUGGCAAUAGCUCAGAAGUUGGCGUGGGGUGGGGGAAUUUAUUGGAGUUAUAUUGCUGCAAGUUUACCAUAUUUUACCUGAAACAACUUAGAUUAUUACCCCUAAGUGGACUGCAAUGAGAUUUAUAGUGUAAUCCCACUAAAAUAUAAUGUGAGAGGAUUGCCUGAGGCCAGGAGUUUGAGACUAGCCUAGGCAACAUAGUGAGGACCUGUCGCUACAAAUAAUAAUAAUAAUAAUCAAAGCUCUCACCUCAAUAACCUAGGAAAAAAAUAGCAAAAUAAAUCCAAAGCAAGCAGAAGGAAGGAAAUAAUAAAGAUAAGAACAGAAAUCCAUGAAAUUAGAAACCGAAAAACAAUAGAGCAAGCCAAUGAAACAAAGGGCUGGUUCUUUGAAAAGAUCAAUAAAAUUACAAACCUCUAGCAAGACUGACAAAGAAAAAUAAAAGACACAAAUUACCAAUACCAGAAAUUAAAUAUCACUAUAGACUGUACAAACAUAAAAAAGUAAGGGAAUACUGCAAAACCUCUAUGCACAUGUUUUUGACAGUUUAGAUGAAAUGAAACAACUCCUCCAAACACAAAGUACCACAACUCAUGCAAUAUGAAAUAAAUAAUUGAAGUUGCCCUGUAACAACUCAGGAAAUUAAAUUUAUAAUUUAAAAAUUCCCAAGAAAAAAAAACUCCAGGCCCUGAUUGUUUCACUGGGGAAUUUUACCAAAUGUUUAAAGAAGAAAUAACGCUAAUUCUAUAAAAUCUUUUUCAGAAAAUGGAGAACACCCACCAAUUCAUUUUAUGAAGCUAAUAUUACUCUGACACCAAAACCAGAAAGAGAUGUUAUAAACAAAGAAAACUACAGACCAAUAUCUUUGAUUAAUAUAGGCACAAAGUUCUUAACAAAAUUGAAUGCAACAAUAUGUAAAAAAGAAUUAUACAUUAUAACCAAGUGGUGUUUAUUCUAGGGAUGGUUCAAUAAUAGAAAAUAAAUCAAUCAAUGUAAUCCAUCAUAUUUUAAGGCUAAAGAAGAAAAAAUUACAGAAUUAUAUCAACAGAUGCAGGAAAAAGUACUUAACAAAAUAUAAUACCCAUUUAUGAUAAAAACUCUCAGAAAACUAGGAAUAGAGGAAAACUUUUUUAACUCCAUAAAGACCAUCUAUAAAAAUACAUACAGCUAUUAUUACACUUAAUGGUGAAAAACCAGAUGCCUCUCCAUUAAGAUUAAAGAGAAGGCAAGGAUUUUCAAACUCAUCACUCUUAUUGAGUUUAAUAUAGUGCUACAAGUUCUAGCCGGUGCAAUAAGGCAAGAAAGAAAUAAAAGGUAUAUAAAUUAGAAAAGAAGAACUAAGCUGUCCCUAUUUGCAGAUGACAUGUUUGUCUACAUAGAAAAUCCCAAGGAAUCUACAGAAAAUGUUUAGAAUUAAUAAGUCAGCUGCGUGCGGCAGCUCACGCCUGUAAUCCCAGCACUUUGGGAGGCCGAGGCAGGCAGAUCACAAGGUCAAGAGAUCGAGACCAUCCUGGCCAACAUGGUGAAACCCCAUCUCUACCAAAAAUACAAAAAUUAACCAGGCGUAGUGGCAUGCACCUGUGGUUCCAGCUACUCAGGAGGCUAAGGCAGGAGAAUCACUUGAACCUGGGAGGCGGAGGUUGCGGUGAGCCGAGAUCAAGCCAUUGCACUCCAGCCUGGGCAAUGAGAGCAAAACUCAGUCUCAAACAAACAAACAAAAAUAAGUUGGUUCAGCAAGAUUGCAAAAUACAAAAUGAACAUAAAAACAAAAUACAAAAUAAACUAUUUCUAUAUACUAGAAAUGCACACAUAAAAAUAAAAUUCCAUUUACACUCAAAAAAAUACUUGCUGUAAAUCUAACAAAACAUGUAUAGAACUUCUAUGCUGAAAACUAUACAACACUGAUGAAAGAAAAGAUCUAAAUAGAGGGAAACAAAGAUCUACAUAGAAAACAAAGAUCUAAAUCCAUGUAUAUGGAUUGUAAAACUCAACAUAGUAAAGAUACCAGUUAUCCUCACAUAGAUAAAGAAGUCUAACAAUUCCUAUCAUAAUCCCAGCCAAGAUUUUUUGGAGACAAAGAAAAGAUUAUUCUAAAAUUUAUAUGGAAAGGUAAGGGAAUCAGAUAGCUAAGAUUUUGAAAAAUAAGAAUAAAGGGAGGACUGAAUCUACCCAAUUGUAAGACUUACUGUAGUUACGGUAAUCAAGAUUGUGUAGUAUUGGUGGAAGGAAAGAGAUAGAUACCUAAAUCAAUAGAAUAAGAUAGAGAACUCAGAAAUAAAGGCAUGCAAAUAUGUCCAACUUAUUCCUUUGUUUUUGACACAGGGGAUUCUAUAACUUUUAAUUAAUCAACUGAACUGAAUGGGUACACAUUUAUUAAAGCAUUUUAAAAGACUAGAACAAUAAUCAUGUCAUAAUCUACAAAUAUGAAUGUUGUUUUUAGAAUGGCUACUCCAUAUCCCUUUAUUUGGGUAUAUUAUAAUCUAACUAGUACUGUAUUAUUGGAUAUUUGUUUUCUCUGAUUUUUGUAAAUGUUCAUGUUCUCUGCAAUCAACAUCCUCUAUAUAUACAUGUUUAAGGACUUUUUUAAAAUCAAUUCUUUAGGGAAAAUAAUCUUAUAGGGGGAUUUACUGGAUCAAGGGCAAUGUACAAUUUAAAAGUUUUUUUUAUAUGUGUUGCUAAAUUGCCUUCCAGACUUAUUGAACAGAUUUAAAUUCUCAUCAGCAGUGUCUGAUAUUGUAGUGGGAAAACUUUUCAAUGAAGUAACGCCAAUUGAUCUAUAGCACUUUUGGUUGCUGAGAAUGUCUAAUAAAAGCAAAAGAACAAAUGAAACAAACUAUUUCCCAAUGCAGUGCUUCAUAACCCGGAUGCACCCAUUUCCUAUUCCUUAUGUUAUUCCUUACUUCUUCCAAUGUCUACUUUCUUUUUAAUUUUUAUGAGUAUGUAGUAUGUGAAUAUAUUUAUGGGGUACAUGAGAUAUUUUAUUACAGACAUACAAUGCAUAGUAAUCACAUCAGGGUAGAUGGAGUAUCCAUCACACCAAGCAUUUAUCCUUUUUUCUUUGUAUUACAAACAUUCCAAUCAUACUCCUUUGGUUAUUUUAAAAUGUACAAUAAAUUUUUGUUGACUGUAAUCACCCUGUUGUGCUAUCAAAUACUAGAUCUUAUCAUUCUAACUAUGAAUAUAUUUUUGUACCCAUUAUCCUCAUUUGUCUGCCCACCCCCCACACUGACCACCACUAUCUUUCCCAUUUUUCUACUCUUUAUCUCCAUGAGUUCAAUUGUUUUAAUUUUUAGCUCCCACAAAUGAGUGAGACCAUAUGUUACGGGGUCUUUGGGGUGUUGUUUUUCUGUCCAGAAACCUUUGUGGCCUGUAGCUUCUUUGCCCAAGUUUUGCUCGGGCCCGCUGGGCUCAUUUCACCCACUCAGCCUGGCAGGCUGUGCUUGGCUCACUCUACUGGCCUGGGUCCCAUGCCUGCCAAGAGCAAGUCAGGCAUGGAAUGGCAAGGAGAGUGUGAGCAAACACAGGGUCUGGCUACUGCACACAGUUAGGCAUGCUGGCUGCUGCAGCAAGGCAAGCAGCUCCAGUUGCCAGCACAGGUGCCAGCUCUCUGCGAGUCUGCAGCCAGACCAGGUGCACGGCAAGCAGCUUCCACGGCUAGCACCAGGGAACACAUUGGUGCCCAUAAACUUGGAGACACCAGGAAUUGCAGGGUCCCAGAGAGGGGGUCACAGCCCUGGCUUGGGGAGCUCCCAGAUCUGGGCUCUUUGAAGGGCUGCAGCUCUUCUUUCCUUCUCUUUGCCCCCAGUGUGGUGGGCAAGGGUCAUGUCUCAGCACUGUUUGUGUUACAGCUCUUUUAGCCUCGCCCUUUGGUGGGUCCCGAGUUUUUGUCCUGCGACCAGGAAGAAUGAGGUAUGCAGACAAGUGGAGAGUGAGCAAGACAAAGGGGAGCUUUAUUGACCAAUAGAACAGCUCAGAAGAACCCUGCAGGGGGCAGCUUCUUUCUGUAGCCGGGGUAUCCCAACAAGUAUUCAGCUCCUAGCAGAGAGGGUAGCUCCUCUCCACUAGGCCAGUCAUCCCAACAAAUGUUCAGCUCUCAGCAGAGAGGUGCCCCCCAGUUGGUCCAUGGCGGCCAUGGCUGGCUGGGAAAAGCGCCAGGAGUUCCCACUCCUGUCAGUGGUACUGGAAACCCAGACCCUAGCCUUCAGGCCCUCCCUGGACUGAAGGUGGGGCCUCACCCAAGACCUACCCCCUUACCCCCAGGAGCCCGUCUGCCUCCUGCUACCGUUCAUGGCACCCAGGCUAUAGGUGCCAAGGGGCGCCUGCAGGCCAGCACCAAGCUGCUCUCAGCCCCUCCCUCA
Molecule: messenger RNA, 7402 nt
Organism: Gorilla gorilla gorilla (western lowland gorilla)
Lineage: Eukaryota; Metazoa; Chordata; Mammalia; Primates; Hominidae
Gene: RRP8
Product: ribosomal RNA processing 8
Exons: 7
Coding region: 224-1510 (428 amino acids)
Biological process (GO): rDNA heterochromatin formation; regulation of transcription by glucose; cellular response to glucose starvation
Cellular component (GO): chromatin silencing complex; nucleolus; rDNA heterochromatin
Molecular function (GO): methyltransferase activity
Source: RefSeq, a predicted model, not a curated record